Molecule: messenger RNA, 4712 nt
Organism: Paramuricea clavata
Lineage: Eukaryota; Metazoa; Cnidaria; Anthozoa; Malacalcyonacea; Plexauridae
Source: the annotation of a GenBank genome assembly
AGCGAACUGUUGGCAAUUGCGACAUCACCAAACCACGUGUUUCACGUUGCAAAUUAUGCAGUUUUGAAUCAAGUCACUCAAGCCAUUAGAGGAGGUGAGUUACAGAGAGUUACAAAUACAGAAAACCCUACAUAUAAUAACCGAGAAUUUAAGAGUCUGUUAGGCUAAACAUUUUAUCUAGACCCCGCUUAAAUAAGAACCUGUUUAGGUUAGAAUUUGAAAGCAAGUUCUUGAUUUAUCUAAUAGAGUCAAAACUAAAAAGUUUAUAAAUCAAAGAAAAUAAGCUUUUCACAAAGUAAUGAAAAUGACCCAGAACCCUGCAAAUGACAAUCAGAUAAAUAACAUGUCUAUAUGAACGCACAACAACAAAUAAUUGUAUUUCUUCAGUGAAAAUACUACAUGACAAUCUCAACUACUAGUGACUGUAAGCAAUGUUUUCCAGCAUCAUGGACUGUUAGAAAAUUUGUGCAUAAUUUAUAUAAAUCAUAUACCACACCUACUGAAAAUGAGCAGAACAUUCUAUAAAUAUUCAAUAUAAAUACUGUAUAAUAUUACAGUCAAACAAUGACAACAAUCAACAGGGGCCCCACUCCAAAUAUGCCCAAGGGCCGCCUCUUCCUCCGUUACGCCACUGCCAAUACUAAUACUAAACAUUUCUAACACAGAUCUUUCCAAGAAGUGCUACAACGGUCAGACAGUUUACGAUGAAUGCGGAAGAAAAUGCAGAUGCCUAAACGGAAAACUGGUCAAGUGUUGUCGCCUUCGAAGAGAAUUUACAGACAUGUCCUACACUGAACGCGUUCGCUACAUCAACACUGUUAAGACAGCUUCGACCAAUCCAGCUUACAAGCCUCAAUAUGACACCCUUCUGACACUACACAAAACAAUCUUCUUCAGUGGUAUUCACGAUAUAGACUUUUUCCUACCGUGGCAUCGUUGGUACAUAUUACAAUACGAAAAUCUUCUACAACAAAUCGAUUGUCGCGUCACCGUUCCUUAUUGGGACUGGAGUUUGGUCGGAGCUAACCCUUUCUCGAGUUCGAUUUGGAACACAGGUGCGGGCGGCUUCGGUGGGAAUGGAGUGCCAGGGGGGAGCUGUGUGAACACUGGCCCAUUCAGACAGGGGGUGUGGUCACUUCCAGCUAGCGCCGGGGGAGGAUGCUUGAGGCGAGACUUUGCUGGUACAGCCCCAGACGCAAUUGCAGUUCAGAAUCUGAUAUCGUCAAAUUCCAACCCGGCAGACUUCUUCAAUUUCGAACAAAUGUUGCGAAUCCAAUUCCACGAUCUUGUUCAUUGCCGUAUCGAUGGCACAAUGUGCACUAUAGAUUCCGCAACUGCUCCCGAGUUUUUCCUGCAUCAUGGCUUCGUUGAUAAGAUCUGGUGGGACUGGCAGAAGCAAAGCAACGCGCACAAGUUCAAUACAUAUUUCCUCACGCAAGCUGGGUUAAUGACAUCCACACCGUAUCGAUCCAAAGAUUUUCUUGAUUUGAAUAAUCAACCUGGUUGCGUAUGCGCCGAAUAUGUGGACCCACGUAAUGUUGCCUACGGACGAAUUAAAGGUUUGUCACUAGUCACUAGGCUACCACAAAAAAGUAUAUGUAUGACAUUUAAGCAAGGCAAGAAAGUAUAGUGCGAAUUUUUUAAGCCGGUUUUGAGUAAAAGGAACUUAAAGUUGGCAAAGUAGUAGCAAUUAGCAUAAGUUAGCGCAUUUUCUCAUAUUUGUGCGUUAAAACUCAACAUCGUCAAAGAAAAUCAUGCAACUGGCUUAUUAAAUGUCUUAUAUAUACUUUGUUGCAAACUUUCUAAUGGAUAGCUUGUUUUUAUAUAUUGUUAAAACUUAAAACUUAAAAGUGAACUUGAUAUUUUGCAUUUUUUGUCAAUGUUGUAGUAAUCUAAAAUUCUAAAAUUUUCUCCUAUAAGGCCAAAAUUAGAGUUGCCAACAUAUGUAGCCUUGUUCAUUUAUGUCUAUGUUCUAAGAAAAUGUCAGCUGUAACAGAAAAUGCCAUCAUACAAAUAUUAUUGCAUAUUUUCAAGUUUUGGCCGACCGUCGACAAAGGAGAACUUCUUCCCUUAGUCCGGAAGUUAUAAUUAUAGCAGCCAGACGAAGGGUUUUCGCUCGAAACGUCGAAGUUCUCCUUGUAUUUUUCAGUUCUAUCCGCUACCAACCCGCAGCUUUGAGAAAACAAAAUUACUUAGAAUACAAAGUUUUUUGCGUUCACUUUUAACCUCUACGUUUGCCUGUUAAUGCUUACCUGAAAAUCAAUCUGAAUUACCUAGCAAUUCACUGAAAUUACUCAUAAACAAAUAUUGGGAGGGGGGUGGAUGGUUGUUACACCUUCUACACCCCUCUCACCGGUCGCCACGUUCCUGAUCAUCUGCAAUAACACAAUAAUUGUCUCUCUCUGCCUCUCAUUACAUUACAUUCUACUUCAUUUAGCCAUGUCAGUUAGUCAACUAAAGAGUGUCGCACGAUUGCCACUACCACCGCUGUCAAGCAAGGCUGCCAAGUUGUUCCGUACUUCCUCCGCAGAAAUGAAGCUAGUUACCAGACUUCGCGCCAAGAUCAAACCCAGACGAACUGUGUCCAAGAGCGCCUUGCAUGGCUCUGACGCGAAACUUGGCAUAAAGUUGAGCGAAAUUGGACAAGGUGACUAAGUUCGUGUACUUUCGAAAUAUUUUAUAACUAAAGUGCACUCGGAGACUAACGGUUAGUUGAAGGGAUUUUUUGCACAGUGGAAAUAUCGAUCGGAAGAUUAUAUAGCUAACCAGGAGCUGAGCAGCUCUAAAAUUGUAUAUAAUCUUUCGCCCAAAAUUUGCAUCUGCAAAACCCUUCAACUGUUAGUUCUAUCGAGCGAGAUGGCAAAAAAUCUCGAUGUUCAAUGGACGAUUCCAGCUAUAAACGAAAUUUUGAUCUAGAAAAGAAGAACAAUAUCCAUUACUAUAGCUGGAAAGAGCAUCCUAAAAUGAGUAAAAUUGCAAAGUUUGGUUGCGAAUUGUUGAAAAGUGAAGAAAAUAUAGCCCUGUGAAGCUCGCAAAUUUUGUAUAUAUUAAUUUGCAUUACGCGCGGGUAAAACAACCAGUUUGAAGACAAAAGUGGUUAUUUUUACCGCACGUAAUAAAAAUAUAUACAAAAUUUGGGAACUUCACAGGAGUCUAUAUUUUCUUCAUUUUACAACAUUUAGCAACCAAUCUUUGCAGUUUUACUAAUUCUAUAAGACGCUCUUUCUAGCUAUGCAUGUGUUGGAUUUCGUUCUUCUUGCCUUGAUCAAAAUUUAGUCUAUAUCCAGUGGAAUCACCCCGGCAUUAGAUUGCGUACCUCCGCCAGUGAAUUAAGGUGAUUUGUCAGUAAUUGUUCUGGAAAUGAGAAUUUGCUGAAACUUCCCAAGGGUGAAGGUUAUGACUUAUGAUAUGCUCAUAUAUAUAGAUCUGCCAAUUCAUGUCUCCAAAUUACAGUUCAAUUUAACCGGGUAAAUUUGACCAAAGGAAAAUGAAAUUUGUUCGAGUUAGCGAGGAGUUCGAGCUAAAGGCCGCUCACUAUUUAUUGUUCAAGGGGAGGCUGAGGAGAAGCUCUACAGUUAUAAUAUUUUUUCGUUGCCUCCCUCUUAAGACAAGUAGAAUUUUCAAACCCCUUCCAACAACAAGAACAUAAAUUUUGAAGGCGUCCCACCUACUCUAGCGCUUUAUUUAGAGAAACAAAAAUAGAUAAUGGGGACCAAUUUUACAUGAACAUAAGAGACUAUUUAUUUGUCUUCCAUUUAUAAAUAUUAAUAUUAAAGGUCUCCAAACAUUGUUAUUUGUUGUUUUGUGAUACAUUUUAUAAACUACUAAUGUUUUUUCAAACUAGUAAAUCUUUUCAAAGCCCCCUUCUUUUGUCUCUCUGUAUUUUUCAAAGCCCCCCUUUCAGGUUUUACAAAUUUAAAGGCCCUCCUCAAGUUUCUUCUCAAUCCCCCCUGUACACUAAAUAAUGAGCGGCCACUAAUGGGUGUGUGAUUAAAAAAAGAUAAUCCAGAUUUAGAGUGCUCUUGCAUAUGUGUGCUCAAUAUUGAGUGCACAGAUCUAUUUUUUAUAUUAAUAAAUAUUAGGGCUUUAGCCUUCGAAUUUUAUUACUUCAAGUAAAAAUGACCAAAUGCGAGCCGAUUGAAAUCACAUUUUUUCCCACCUAUAUGUGCAUUACUAAAGCAGUGCAGAAAAAACAUAAAAAACAAUUUACUGCAAUGCAAUUUCCACGUAUUUGGUCAUAUGCAAUUUCGAUUCGUAUCUGGUCAUUUUCUCUUAUACAAAAAAGGUAGCAUUGGAUAGCUGCAGGGCCGUAACUAGACGCCAUAAUUGGGGGUGUGAAUAUUCAUAUAUUCAUGUUCACAUAUACCGUAAAAACAAUGGCUUUCAAAAGGAAUCCGUCGGGCAGAACACCAAUAUAUGAAUUGCACUCCCCAAUUAUCGCGUCUACGGCCCGGGACAGCUGAAAGCAUGAAUUUUCUUGCUGUGUAAAUAUUUUCCCGAUAAACUCAAUACCUAUAACGCACGCGAACAUGCGGAAGUUGAAAUAGCCUAACUUUUUUAUGCACACUGUAUAAGCUUACCUGAGUUCCAAUUGAUCAUUUUAUAGUUCGUCGCAUAGGCCCCAUUGGUGUCAAUGGCAGCCGAGGAGCUUUUGAUGAGGAACAGCAGAAUAAAUCCGAAGAAGAAAUUUUUCAACUAUAAAUGCUACCAAG